This is a messenger RNA of Pseudogymnoascus verrucosus, 1162 nucleotides long. RefSeq lists its product as uncharacterized. NCBI's taxonomy places the organism in Eukaryota, Fungi, Ascomycota, Leotiomycetes, Thelebolales, Thelebolaceae. The record is from RefSeq and is a predicted model, not a curated record. The transcript has a single exon. The coding region runs from base 294 to 851 and encodes 185 amino acids.
GAAAAAAAGAAAAAAAGAAAAAAAUACCCCUACCUCUUGUGGACAUUGGCAAACGCACACGCCAACCCGCCUUUGUACACUGGAAGCAGCAGCUUGUGCGUCACCGAUCCAUACUCAGGCCAUGCCAUGAACGGCAUCAGCAGCAUUGGCAGAAUUUGAAACUGGAAACGAACGAAAUCGCAUCGACAACUUCGACAACUUCGACAACGCCCCAAAAAAAUCGAAGCCCGACGAUAGGUAUUAAUACGAAUAACCCGGAUAUACUUUUGGAAUAAGUAUAGUUAAUUGGAAGGAUGGAAACGGUUCGACUGAAGAGGAGUGAAGAGGAGGAAAAGCUCAUCACUUUCCUUACUUCUCCUAUCCUUGUCAAGUUCCAGAAACACCUCAGCAAACUCUCUUGGCCUCCGACUAACCAGCUAGAAACUUCUGGGCUGGGACUGAUUCAGCAUUUGCAUUUCUUCUGGAUAUCUUGGAUGAUUCUGUGUUUGCAUUUUUUCUCUUGGUUUGUUUUUAAGAACUUCUGGCGUUCGGAUUUCCCACGACGUCUCCCUCUCGGGGAUGACUCGACAUCAACAUCGACUUGGGAUUUUAUUUUGAAAAUUUUCGGGCUGAAUGAGGACGGCGAGCUCAUCAAAUUCUUCGUGUCAAUCUUGGGGAUUGUCUCUUUCCGUAGACUCUCACCCACCCCAGCCAACCAACCAGUCAAAACUUUUUGGCUGGAAAUGGUUCAGCGUUUGGGUUUAGCCACCCAAUCAGUUAGGACUUUCUUGGCUGAAGAUGGUACAGCAUUUGGAUGUUCUUUUCGGGAAUCUUUGAACACUCCCUAUCAACCAAUCAAGCUUCUUAGCUAGGAAUGGUUCAGCGUUUGUGUUUUCUCUUGGGACAUCUCCCAAUGAUUUGGGAUGAUUUCGACUUCAACAUCGACCCGGAAAUGUCUUGCGUGCAUGUACUGCGAUAGCAACGGUGGAAUUGACAAGAGGUAAUGAGCACGAGGGAAUAAUACGUAAAGGAAACGCACUGUCAUUACAAAUGGGAUGCAAAAACUGCGCAGAAAAUUGGAAUCCUCCGCUCUGGUCAAGAUUGUAUUAUUAGUCCUAUAAUGUGUAUUAGAGGACCAGAGUCAAUGAAAGGAUGUUUUCCACCAAAAAAAAUGCAAUUAGAG